GAGCUCUCUGCGCGGCGAGCCCCGAGGGCGGCGACGGCGGUUUCACGUGUUCCCCGUGCCGGGUGGAAGCCGUUGGCGGCCCCGGCUUGAGAGGACAAGAGUUAAAACCGCCCUGGGAUUGAGAGUAUCUAGUCAGAUAGAUAAAAAUGGUAUUUUUCACAUGCAAUGCAUGUGGUGAAUCAAUAAAGAAAAUACAAGUGGAGAAGCACGUGUCUGUGUGCAGAAACUGCGAGUGCCUUUCUUGUAUUGACUGUGGUAAAGACUUCUGGGGCGAUGACUAUAAAAGCCACGUGAAGUGCAUCAGUGAAGACCAGAAGUAUGGAGGCAAGGGCUACGAGGGGAAGGCCCACAAAGGGGAUGUGAAGCAACAGGCCUGGAUCCAGAAAAUUAAUGAAUUAAUGAAGAAACCCAAUGUCAGCCCCAAAGUGAGAGAACUUUUAGAGCAAAUCAGUGCUUUUGACAACAUUCCUAGAAAAAAAGCAAAAUUUCAGAACUGGAUGAAGAAUAGUUUAAAAGUUCAUAAUGAGUCUGUCCUGGAGCAGGUGUGGAGUAUCUUUUCUGACGCUUCCAGCAGUGAUCCAGAACAGCAGCCAUCCAACCAAGCAGAGAAACCGCAGGCCGAAGUCUCCACCAAGGUUCUGUCCUUGAAGGCAAAUGGCCCCACAGAUGAGCAAGCAGAAGUAAAGAAGAAUAAAAGAGAAAGAAAGGAAGAACGGCAGAAGAAUAGAAAAAGGGAAAAGAAAGAACUGAAACUAGAAAAAUGCCAAGAAAAUGUGAGCGGCCAGAAGCCUAAGAAGCGCAAACAGGGCCUGGAGGCGGAGGAGACCCCCAUGACCAAUGGCCUGGCAGGGAAGAAGAAGAAGAAGAAGGGCCAGGGCAAGUGGGCCGCGGCACAGGGCGCCGACAGAGCGAGGGCUCCCGGGGAGGUCGCCAACAAAGAAGAGGCAAAGGCAGUGGCAGGAAAAAGGAAGCGGAGGCCUACAGAAACUGAAGCAGACUCUAAGAAGAAAAUGAAGUUUCCAGAUCAUCCUGAGGAUGGAGAAGCGGAGGAUCUCGAGGCUCCUGGGAAAGGGGUUCCAGUCCAUUGGGCCUGUGGUAAGACAGAGCAUCAUGGAGGGGACACGGGGUGCAGCCACACUGCCUGUACCACAACCAGGAAGCAGAAGGAAGAAGAGAACAAGCCCCUUUAUCCCCCUGAAGGAAAAUUCAACUGGAAGGGAACGAUUAAGGCGGUUCUGAGGCAGGCCCCUGACAACCAACUCUCAGUGAAAAAGCUAAAGAAAAAGGUUUUAGCUCAGUAUCACACGGUGAUGAAUGACCGCCACAGAUCGGAGGAGGAACUCCUAGUCAUCUUCAACAAGAAAAUCAGCAAGAAUCCAACCUUUAAGUUGAUAAAGGACAAAGUCAAGCUUAUGGAAUGAGAUUUCCAGUGUCACUGUGGAUUCUUCUUUUACUGCUCUUUGUAAAACUUGGAGUGAAUGAUAACUCAGAUUUUACUUUCUAAACAUGUAUUUUUAAGUUAAGGAACAUAUAUUUUUGUUAGAACUUUUAUGGAAAAAUAAAAUAUAU
Messenger RNA from Dipodomys ordii (Ord's kangaroo rat), 1569 nucleotides. RefSeq names its product Ly1 antibody reactive (gene Lyar). Gene Ontology annotation, biological process: rRNA processing; negative regulation of transcription by RNA polymerase II. Bases 147 to 1421 code for a protein of 424 amino acids. The record is from RefSeq and is a predicted model, not a curated record. Gene Ontology annotation, molecular function: DNA binding. Lineage: Eukaryota; Metazoa; Chordata; Mammalia; Rodentia; Heteromyidae. Gene Ontology annotation, cellular component: nucleolus. The transcript has 10 exons.